CUCAACCUACCUGUGUGAGCUGCAAAUCAAUACUUGUUGCUCUAACCACUUGAGCAAAGAGAGCGUUUGUAAAUCGAGAAAGGGAAGAGGAGAAGAACCGGCCAGAGAUGUCGGGGACGGUGGUGAGCAUGGCGAGGUCGAUGCUGAUGGGCGCCAUCAGCGUGGCCGCCUCUGCCGCUGCUGCUGAGAUGAGCCUCCUCAUUGGCGUCCGCAAAGACAUCUGGUUCAUCAAAGACGAGCCAGAGACCAUGCAUGCAUUCCUUCUGUCCGUUGAAGCGACGAAGAACAAAAGUAUGGUAUUGCAGGUGUGGGCAAAGCAAGUAAGGGACCUAGCCUAUGGUAUUGAGGAUUGCCUUGCCGAAUUCAUGGUGCAUGUUGGAAGCCAGAGCUGGUCUCAACAAUUGCUUAAGCUAAAAGACCGCCAUCGCAUUGCCAGCCAAAUUCGUGAUCUCAAAGCAAGGGUUGAAGAAGUGAGCAAUAGGAACACACGCUAUAACUUGAUGAGCAAAGACGCCUCCAGCGGUACUGACGAGGUGAAUUCCUACAUGGAAGAUAUUCGCAGCCACUCAGCUAGCAACAUUGAUGAGGCAGAGCUUGUGGGCUUUGCUAAGCCUAAAGAGGAGUUGAUUAAGAUGGUGGAUGUUGGCUCGAAAAAUGGUCUUCGGAAGGUGAUAUGUAUCGUUGGUAUGGGUGGUUUAGGCAAGACUACUCUUGCUAGGAAGGCAUAUGAAAGUAAAGAAGACACCAUUAAUAAUUUUUCUUGUUGUGCUUGGGUCACAGUCUCACAGUCGUUUUACAAGAUAGAGAUGCUCAAGGACAUGAUUAGGCAGCUAUUGGGUGGUGAUUCAUUGAAGAUUUGCUUGAAGGAACUUGAAGGGAAGGAGGUGCAAGUAGACAAUCUCGCUAGCUACCUGAGAGAAAAGCUAACGGAUAAGAGGUACUUCAUUGUUCUUGAUGACCUGUGGACCAAAGAUAUUGUUAUUCCUAGUAGAAACAAUAAAGGUAGUCGUAUAAUAGUAACAACACGAGAUGAUGGCUUGGCUAAGCAGUGCACCUCUGAAGCGCUUGUCUAUCAUCUUAAGUACUUGCAAACAGGUGAUGCUACAAAUUUGCUACUAAUAAAGAGUAGGACAUCACAUCAGGACAUGGAAAAUGAUAAGGAAAUGAAGACCAUGGCCAACAAAAUAGUGAAUAAGUGUGGUGGUCUACCGCUGGAUUUACUCACUAUAGGAGGUAUGCUUGCCACCAAAAAGGUAACAGAGUGGGAGAGUAUCUAUAAACAAAUCCCGUUAGAGCUUGAGGUCAACUCUAGCCUUGAAGCUAUGAGGAGGAUAGUUACUCUAAGCUACAACCACUUGCCAUCUCAUCUCAAGUCAUGCUUUUUGUAUCUAAGCAUCUUUCCUGAGGAUUUUGAAAUCAAAAGGAGGCGUUUGGUGGAGAGGUGGAUAGCUGAGGGGUUUGUUAGAGCAAGGGCUGGGGUGAACAUUGAGGAUGUGGGAAACAAUUACUUUAAUGAGCUAAUCAACCGUAGCAUGAUUCAACCUUCCUUUGUGAACGUAGAAGGAAUAGUUAAGAGUUGUCGAGUCCACGAUAUUGUGCGUGAUGUCAUGGUCUCAAUUUCCAGAGAUGAAAAUUUUGUGUAUGUGCCAGAAGAUAAUGUAACUAGUGUCUCACAAGACACAUUUCGUCAGGUAGCAUACCAUGGUAGUAAGUUCCAGAAUAUUGGCAUGGAUUGGGGCCAUGUCCGGUCAUUAACCAUAUUUAGCGAGAGACUGUUGGAAUCUUUACUUUGUUCACCUAAGGCAAGAAUGCUCAGAGCCUUGGAUCUAGAGAAUUCACAGUUUGAAGUCACACAAAAAGACAUCAGUAACAUUGGAUUGCUAUGCCACCUUAAGUAUGUGAAUUUAUCUAAUCCUCAAGGAUGUUCAUAUAUUUAUAAAAUUCCUAGAUCCAUAGGACAAUUACAAGGCUUGCGUACUUUGAACAUAAGAAACAGUUAUAUUACCGAACUGCCAACUGAGAUAAGUAAACUCAAGAGUCUACACAGUCUCCGUUGUACUAGAAAUAUUUCCUGCGAACGCUUUGACUUGGAAGGCCUCGAGGAAUGCUUGCUGCAGUCAUUAUGUUUGCCCAUGAUGUUCACACCUUUGGUUGAUCCUAGUGAGCGUGCUGAGUUAGUUGCUGAUCUACACAUGACCUGGUCUAGCCGUUGGUCAGAGUCGUAUGGUGUGAAGGUGCCAAAAGGAAUUGGCAAACUAAAAGAGCUACAAACACUAGAGGUUGUGGACAUCGGACGAACUGGAUGCAAAACAAUUAAAGAGCUAGGUGAGCUUGUGCAGCUGAGAAAACUGAGCAUGGUAACAGAAGGGGCCACCAAGCGAAAAUGCAAGGUACUUUGUGUAUCUAUUACGAAGCUCACUUCCCUCCGCUCUCUUGAAGUGGACGGUUCACUCAAGUGGCUGCAUGUUGUUUCCUGUCCUCCUCCCCAGUUGAGGACCCUGAAGUUGGGUGGAUGCCUUGGAGAUAUUCCUGGCUGGUUUGGCAAUCUGAUGCAUUUAGUGAAGCUUUACUUAUGGGAUUCCAAACUAAAGGAAGAAGGAAAAAACAUGGAAAUACUAGGUUUACUUCCCAGCCUCAUGAAACUUCGUCUUGGACUGGACUCUUAUAUUGGGGAGAAGUUAGCUUUCAAAACAGGAGCAUUUGCAAAUCUCAAGAAACUUGAUACUUCAGUUACGGCGAAACUGAGAGAGAUGAAAUUUGAGGAUGGCACCUCACCCAAGCUGCAAAUUAUAUGUAUCGGCGAAUGCUACUUGACAUCAGGAGUGAUUGGUAUCAACCACCUUCCAAGGCUCAAGGAGAUCUCACUUGGCAACGAAGCUCAUGUGGCGAAGCUUGCUAUGCUGCAAAGUGAAGUGGAGGCGCACCCCAAUAGUCCCUUGCUGCGACUGUAUACGGAACGGAGUAUCCACGACCUGGGGGACAACAUCAUCCAAGUGGAAGAAGCAACAGGGGAAUCAUCAUCUCUCCAUCCCGGGACUGCAGCAGCGGGAGAGAGCUCAUGA
Triticum dicoccoides is the source of this 3062-nucleotide messenger RNA. RefSeq names its product disease resistance protein RPM1-like. The record is from RefSeq and is a predicted model, not a curated record. Bases 108 to 3062 code for a protein of 984 amino acids. The transcript is spliced from 2 exons. Gene Ontology annotation, biological process: defense response to other organism. Lineage: Eukaryota; Viridiplantae; Streptophyta; Magnoliopsida; Poales; Poaceae. Gene Ontology annotation, molecular function: ADP binding.